AUGGCUUCACAUUGCAGAAACGUGUUUUUGUUAAUUCUCACACUACCCAGUUUGAUACGGACAGCGAAGUCAAUGCAACGAAUCCGGAGCUGCUAUAGCCCUGUAAAUGGUUACAUUUUUUGUUCAUUUACCAUACAUGAUCAGUGGAACUUUUUGUACUUUAGAUCUUGGCUGGAUUCCGUGAAAAGUCCGGUAAAGCAUGUUGAGCUGAACCUCCAAUGCCUUGGGAGCGGCACCGUUUUCCUCCCGUGGCCCAUGAGAGCUCGUGGACUUAAAAAGUUUCAUAUGAAGAAUUGUAACAUAAAAGGUUACUUUUCCGAAUAUAAUAAAGACCCAAUAUAUCCGGAUACCCUUUCUGAUAUUUCAAUGAUUGACUGCACCAUAGAAACUGACGUUAAUUCAAACAUUCAAAGGACUUUGCUUACCCGGGUAUCAAAAUCCUACAACUGUGGACAGCAGACGGUCAGGAGUCACGUGAUGAGGAAUAUUUCGUUUUCCUUUCUACCUACCUCGUCCCCUCCCCCUCUUAACGUUCUAGACAGAGCGUUUUCAGCUAUGCGUCGACAAUCGAAAAAUCGUGAAAAUGCCUGUAACUAUCACAACUUACUCCAUCUGGAAGAAUCGAAGAGUGACAGUAUUUCUUCCAUUCAUUUUGAAGUUAUGACAGAUAUUUCAAAUUAUCCAAACCUGAGGACUUUCAAUUUUUCAUCAAAUCUUUUGACUCAUUUGCCAAAACAUCUUAGGCAAUGGCACAAACAUUUUCCAGCUUUAGAAAUUCUCGACUUGUCAAACAACCUUCUUCGGAGUUUUGCUUUCGAGAAGCCAAAGGUAUUUGGGCGUCGAAAAAUCUUUUUCGUGAAUCUUCAACAUAACAAAAUAGCUGAUGUACCUAGAAAUAUAGCUUCUUACAUCGAUGGACCAGUUCCUGUCAUCAUUGAUUUAAGAAAUAAUCCUAUAAAAUGUACUUACAAUACGUUUGAACUUGUGAAAUAUCUCAACAAAAUGAAAGAAGUGUUCCCCAUAUUAACUUUUCUGACAAACAUCAAGUGUACAUUAUCUACUAGAUCAAAGAAAUCAAAACUAGUGCACACUCGCAAUGAUACAGUAACUGUAAAUGACAGUAGAUCCAAACUUCUCCAACUGUUUAAUGUAUUUGGAUUUAAGUGAAAAUGGAACUCUGAUGACAGAUUUUAUUACAUGAAAAUAAAAUCUGCAAUACUUACAUAUGU
Molecule: messenger RNA, 1229 nt
Organism: Saccostrea echinata
Lineage: Eukaryota; Metazoa; Mollusca; Bivalvia; Ostreida; Ostreidae
Exons: 1
Coding region: 1-1167 (388 amino acids)
Source: RefSeq, a predicted model, not a curated record